AUGAAGGUUUCCGCUACCAUCGCUGCCGGCGCCCUCGCCGUUGGCGCCUCGGCCAAGAACUACCUUGGUUUCAACUCCGGUGCCACCCUCGCCGACCGAUCCGCCAAGUUCAAGGCCGACUUCAAGGCCGAGUUCGAGACUGCCCAGGGUCUCAAGGGCGCCCCCGGUGACUUCAGCGCCGUCCGACUCUACACCAACAUCCAGGCCUACUCUCAGGAUGACCCCAUCGAGGCUUUCGAGGCUGCCAUCGAGACUGACACCUCCAUCCUCCUCGGUGUCUGGGCCUCCGGAACCGACAACAUUGACAAGGAGAUCAGCGCCCUGAAGAAGGCCGUUGCCAAGUACGGCUCUGAGCUUACCGACCUCAUUAUCGGUGUCUCCAUCGGUAGUGAGGAUCUCUACCGAAACUCGGUCACUGGUGUCAAGAACAAGGGUGGUGUCGGUGUCGACCCCGAUGUCCUCGUCGACUUCAUCGACGACUUCCGCACCGCCUUCAAGGGCACCCCCAUCGCCAAGGUUCCCCUCGGCCACGUCGACACCUGGGACGUCUGGGGCAACGUCACCAACAAGCCCGUCCUCGACGCUAUCGACUUCAUCGGUGUCGAUGAGUACCCCUACUACGAGAACGACAAGGGCAACAGCAUCGAGAACGCUGGCAAGCUCUUCGACAAGGCCUACGAGGCCACCAUUGCUGCCGCUGGCGGCAAGCCCGUCUGGGUCACUGAGACUGGUUGGCCCGUGACUGGUCCCGACUGGGAUGAGGCUGUCCCCAGCGUCAAGAACGCCCAGAAGUACUGGCGUGAUGUUGGCUGCCGCCGCCUCUUCAACCAGACCCCCACCUUCUGGUACACUCUCCGUGACUCCAACCCCGACAACAAGAUGAAGUUCGCCAUCACCAAGGACCUGUCCACCAACCCUCUCUUCGACCUGUCUUGCGAGGGCUACGAGGAGGAGGAGACCGAGACCACCACCAAGGCCUCCACCAAGACCCGCACCAGCGGUUCUUCCAAGGCUACCGACACUGAGGAUGCCGAGGCCACCGAGUCCACCAGCGCUGCCCACAACAACUCCACUGCCACCGCUACUGGCACUGGCUCUGGCCACGACUCUACCAAGACUGCCACUGGCACUGGUGUCUACUCUACUCCCACCGCUGGCUCUGGCUCCGGCUCUGGUUCUGGUUCCGACUCUGAGUCUGGCUCCGGUUCUGGCUCUGGCUCUGGUUCCUCCGGCUCUGGCUCUUCUGAGUCUGGUUCUGGCUCUUCCGGCUCCGGCUCUGAGUCUGGCUCUGGCUCCGGUUCUGGCUCCGGCUCUGAGUCCGGCUCUGCUCCCGCCGAGACCCCCAGCGCCGUCGUCAACGGUGCUUCUGGCCUCAAGGUUUCGGCGGCUGGCCUCGCCAUCGUCGCCGCCUUCUUUGCUCUGUAA
Messenger RNA from Fusarium keratoplasticum, 1425 nucleotides. RefSeq lists its product as uncharacterized. Gene Ontology annotation, biological process: carbohydrate metabolic process; cell wall organization. Gene Ontology annotation, molecular function: glucan endo-1,3-beta-D-glucosidase activity; 1,3-beta-glucanosyltransferase activity. The coding region runs from base 1 to 1425 and encodes 474 amino acids. The transcript has a single exon. The record is from RefSeq and is a predicted model, not a curated record. Lineage: Eukaryota; Fungi; Ascomycota; Sordariomycetes; Hypocreales; Nectriaceae. Gene Ontology annotation, cellular component: extracellular region; fungal-type cell wall; cell surface.